Molecule: messenger RNA, 6999 nt
Organism: Phanerochaete carnosa HHB-10118-sp
Lineage: Eukaryota; Fungi; Basidiomycota; Agaricomycetes; Polyporales; Phanerochaetaceae
Exons: 15
Coding region: 175-6894 (2239 amino acids)
Biological process (GO): 5S class rRNA transcription by RNA polymerase III; transcription initiation at RNA polymerase III promoter
Cellular component (GO): transcription factor TFIIIC complex
Molecular function (GO): DNA binding
Source: RefSeq, a predicted model, not a curated record
CGUCUACAUCGACACUCAGGGCUUUUCGUCGACGUCAGCACCAGCGAUCACGCGAGGCGCACUUCGUCUUGGCUUAUCGCUUCUCAGGCUUGGACAUGCACCGCCUGAUCCCUAGCUUCGCAUGAAGUUUCACACGUAAAAUCGCACAAGUCGGCUGAUUCUCCUGUCACAAAGAUGGAUGAGCUACUGCACCACUGCAUCCGCGAACUCGCGUUCGAGGGUGACCUCGGAUGCGACGCUUCACGGCUUCGUGGAUUUAUCUCGGAGUUCUACAGACAAAAAUCCUCUACGCAAAAUGUGGACGAUGAUUACUGUGCAUUCGUCUGGUCUGUCGUAGCGCAGCAACCAGAGGUGCGCGUGGGCAUUGUUCCUGAGGGCGCUUCCGAAGUGUAUAUUGCGCCUCAGUCAAGCAAGAAGGCCAAAGGAAAAGCAAAAGACGGCGAAGGAGGUGGAUCGGCGACCCAGGAAACGUUUCUCCAUCUCAUACCAGAUGCCGCCGAGAAGUCUUUGGAUGAACUCAUGGCAGAACACGGUAACGCACUGAGGAUUGCUGUCGAUCCGGAUAAGUCGUUCAUUGCCCUCACCGGCUCGCAUAUCCGACCUUCUAAGCUCACACCCAUGGUCUACUCUUGCCUGCAGCUCGUUGCUCGCGGUAGAGAGAAUGGUAUGAGCGUUGUUGACCUCAGUAGGAAGACCGGCUACGAUGCGAAGACUUCUCACUAUCUGGUAGAGAAACUUCUUGGAUUGGACCUCGUCGUAAAGCUAAAGAAAGCGGGUGUAGGAAGCAACCUUUGCGUCCACAAAUACUUUUUCGAGAAGAGUGAGACUUGGCAGAAUAUUCGAGCCGUGGAACAGGCGGCGAAAGAAGCGGCCGACGAAAAAGAACAGCCGGGUGAUGAAGAUGACGACGUCUCCGAGCAAGGGUCGAUUCAGUUCGACCCAAUUGGUGUCAAGCAUCUGUCACGUCUCGAUAUUUUGAAGGGCAGACUGGAAAAGCUUCUCAAGAACAGUCCACACAAUUUGUAUCAACUGCAAAAUCUCGUUGUUGCGAUAGGCUUUUCCAACCCCACGAAGUCGGAACGUCGGUUCUUCCAAACCCGCCUGCGCGAGCUUGAGACCGAGGGUUUCCUCGAGAUCGUACAAGCUCGAGGUCCAAAACGUCUUACCAAAUGCGUCCGACUUAUAGACAGGGAGGAGAGUGACGAGACCUCUAAGACUGCUGGAGAACCUAUUGAGCCAGAAGGCGUGCACAAGAAAGUGAUGAAGACGACCGUGACCUUCCAGAGGCAGAUACUUGAUAUCAUUGACGGCGCUGGCAACGAGGGUGCUACUUUGAACAGCGUAGUAGAGGCUCUCUGCAAUUUCGAUAAGCGCGUCAUGGACUUCCAGCUUAAUCGCUUGAACGAUCUGCACCCUCCACCGCACCUUCGUGAUCUAGGACUCUCGCAGUUGGCCGAGAACUAUGGUCGCGAGCGUCGGUACAAGUACUUCACUCUUGUUCACUAUGUCAAGGUUGCUGCCAAGGAGAAGCUUCAGGUACCCUUUCCCGAGGAUUAUCUCUCCCAAGCGGGAGGGUACUGCGUGGUAGACGAGCACAUGUUCUAUGAAGACAUGCAAGAGCUUCACAGCUACAUCGACUCCCUCAAAACUGCGGAAGAAAAGCCUAAAAAGAAGCUUGGCAGACCAAGGAAACAUCCUCUCCCUGAAGGCGCCGAGAACUCGCAGUUCGAAUGGCAGAAAAAACGCAAGCGCGAUCAGACAGAGGCUGACGACAUAUCGUCUGCACCACCCAAGAAGCGCGGUCGACCUCGCAAGCAUCCACUACCAGAAGGCUUAGAGGCCGGUAGUUCAAUCUGUGUACUUCCUACUUCCAAGAGGCGCGGUCGAUCCGGCAAGAAACUCCUCCCUGAAGAGGAAAUAUCCUCCGCUCCGGUUCCUGAGAAGCGCGGUAGGCCACCGAAGCAUCCUCGACCAGAAGACGACUCAGCUUCAGCGCCUGCACCUAAAAGGCGUGGUCGCCCACCCAAGCAUGCUCAUCCGGAAGAUACUGCUGAAGCCCCGAAUGUAGACGCAAACGACCCUACUGCUGGCGAGAGCGGGCAGAAGGACCGGACAGCACUUACUGUUCCUGCUCAGUCUGGUUCGGGCCCCGUUGCCUCUGGAGAGCAAGACCAGUCUGCCGAGAAUCUUCGGCCAGUACCCGAGGGGACCGUCGCACUUUUGGGCAAUGCUCAAAAGGCAACGACAUCCGACGCUAGUCCAGCGCAACCCGAGUCUGCCAGCGUCCCCGACAAUGCGAGGAAGAAGGGACGCCCACGCAAACAUCCUUUGCCUAGAGAAGCGUCUGCCGGUCCCUCGACGGCUGUCGCCGAUGCACCCAGAGUUGUCACUGAGUGCGCAGAUCAGGCCAUACCUUCUGCUCCGCCUACUCCGAAGAAGCGUGGUAGACCGCCGAAGAUACGCUUUGCGGGGGAGGCUUCCACUGGCUCUGAAAGGCGUGAUCGCCUUCCGAAGAAUCUACCCUCGAAGGCUGUCUCUCCACCCGCCGAAAUGGAACAGGCAGAGACCGUUGAAUGGCCAGAGCAGCCGCCCGUGGUCGCUCCAGAAGAGCCUCCCCAGACUGUGUCCGAAACUGAUGCUCGACAGCCCGACGCACCGCUUACUACCAUGGAGAGGGCACAGGACCUCUCUUCCGCAGCUGCUCGUAUAGCUGCUGCAAUGAACAUCGAUGCGGCCGCUAUACAUGGGACCGAGGAGCUCUCUGUCAAUCAUCUGGGGACAAGCCUAACGCCGCCCAACAACAGCGUCAUCGACCCCGCCCUCCUGGAAAUGGAUCGCUCGGCCGCGCUGGGUCCCCAGAUCAUCACCGUAGACACUAGCGUGUCCGCGCAGCCACCAGCUACCUUGAAGAGGACGCUUCCCGACUCGGCAGAUCGACCCUCAACCAAGCGACAGAGGCACACGGGUCCUCUGACUAACAUCUCGCGCGGCCGCCGGCAGAAGGAGAUCCUACAAGCAUUGGAGGGUUUAGGUGGAAUCGUCAACACGAGCGUGAAGGAGUUCUACUCAGCUCAUGCAGCGGUCGUCGAAAGUCUCGCUAACGCGGGCGAAGCUACUAGCACGGCGGUGGGCUCUCAUCUGGACAAGAAGACGUUGAACGCCGUGCUCUUGGAGCUCGAAUCUCAAGAGAAGAUCAAGAUGAUAACAACGUCGAUUACUCCACCAACCGGUGGGCCACGCCAAAUCAAAAUCGCCUACCUAGCCAACACACCUGAUGAGAAGCUGAAUGAGUUCUUGGCAAGUCUUAGCCGUACCCAGCGGCAGCCGACUACCUAUCAGCCGACUGUGAAGAUCUUGGACGAGCCUGUCGACUUCGGUGGCAACAAGACAAAGAAGGCAUCCCAGUUGGGUGCAUCCAUUAUCCUGCUUAACGAAGGAGACAGUGGGCAUGACAACGAGCGGGUUAAGCAGCUUCUCCAAGCUGAUGAAGAAGCCAUUCGGGCGUCUCUUCUAACAGAACCUAAUACAACCGCCCAGAAAUACGGUCUCAUCUUCGGAAAGAUUGCAAGGGCUAGAGAGCUCUAUCUGCACCUUGUGCGGGUGAUUGAGGAAUGCAAGUCUUCAAGCGUUAUCUCGACAGAGCCUCGCAUCAUGCAUGUCGCGUACGUUUUUCAAGACAUUCCCGUCUCCGUAUACACUUCGAUAGUCGCCAUCCGCAUUUACAACGAAGAACUGCUACACGUUCUCUCAACUCCGGCAGACCGUCAGACAGCGAUCAAGGAUUUGCCGAAGUCAAUGGUGGAGGCAUGCGAAAUCGACAAGUGGAAAACCAGGUCAAGUAUGAUGGACACGCUGCAUAUCCUUCAAGGCCUCAGGCUGAUGAUUGCCCUCAACCCUACCGACGCGGAAGAGCCGGCGGUCAAGUGCCUGCCCAAUGGCGAGCACCCCACUGCGUUUGGGCCUGCACCCGAUGAGAAACACACGGCUACUUUAUCCGCACCCCAAUACUGGAAGCUCAACGAUUCUGUGCCUUUGCACUUGUGGGCAUUGAGUAAUAAAGAAAAGCCGUAUCUAUGGAAGAGGGCCUCGACGAAGACGUUUGCCGAAGGCGAGCAGUUCUGGAAAGAUCUGCACCGAUCGUGCUUGGACGAAGCGUUUUCCAAGAGUACUCUCGAUGACUUGGCAGCCGCUGGCUCGUUGUCUGAGAAGGCCUCAGGAGAUUUCCCUGACGAGGUCGCGAAGUUACUCUGUCGUUCCGGACAAUGGUCAACCACGUACAACUUCUCCUGGUACCAAAGGCAAUACCUCCGCAAACAAAUCGACAUCAUUCCCGCAUCCACGCCUCUGCAAGACGAGGAUGGCGGAGAGGCACGCCUAUCCAAGCUCGCCAUGCUCGUCAGCGCACCAAAGGAACAAGUCGCCCAGUUUUACGAGCGCGAACGCCACAGUCUACUCGAAUAUGUAGAGAACAUGCGCAAGCGGAAGGAGGGCACCGGAAAGCGGAAGGAGGGCGCCGGAAAGCGGAAGGAGGCACAGACGGAGGCACAGAAGGUGGCCCAGAAGGCGGUGCUCGCACAAAAGGCGGCCGAGGCCCGCGCAGAGCUCGAGAAAGCAUGGGAAGACAUGCUGGCACGCGUGCACUCAGAGCCACUCAAAGGCACAUUCGCGUCACGCAUGAAGCCCGUACGCACAAAGUUCCUGCAAAGCUCGGGCAGAGAUGUCGAGAAAUGGGAGCAAGAGAUCGCGAAGACCAUCCAGGAGGCGAAGGUAUCUGCGAAGAAGCCGGUGGCCAAUCGACGUCCAUUGGCAUCGACUUCCUCGAGGACCAUGCUUACUCCACCGCCACUCGCGAUCGCUCCUAACGAGAAACCGGUUGAAGAACUCAUCUCGUCCCAGGGUCCGCCUUUGGACCAUGUGCAGGUAAAGGGCAAGAAGGACAAAGAUAAGAAGGAAAAGGGAAAGAGUAAAGAUUGUGAGCCUCGAAUCUUCCGAACCACUAUUUUGACCGUUGAAUGCGCCACAGCUGAGACAGACAUGUUCGGCCGACGCCGCCAGCGCUUUCAGUGGAACAAGGACCUCGACGAGCUCGGGCGCGACGCCUCCGCAAUCAUCAGGGCGCGCUGUCGAAAUGGUAAGCGGCUCGACUGGGCUGCACUGUGCCAGGUCUUCCCUGCCAUCCCGCGGAACUCCGUUCGUCAGCGCAUUGGCCACCUCAGGGAACAGCCCGGCGCAGAAACAUAUUUCAAGCGCCUUGAGGAUAGGUGGUACGAGCUAUGGAUGCGGCACCUGGGCACGCCGGAGCUCCCGGACGAAGAUCCUGGUAGCCCGUCGAACUUUGACCUUGUAGCGCAUAUCAAAUUCUUGAGGAGUCAUAUCGACAAGAAUGCCCUUCGCGUUGGGUUUGUAGAGACCGAGAAACCCCUUGCUGCUGUACUCCCUGCGUCUCUCGAUAUUUUUUCCACGAAGUGGGAGGUUGUAGAGAAACCCACUACUUCAGCUUCCUGGGAUUUCAUGUGGAGUGGAGUUGCCGAAGAAGGUCGCGAAAAACAGCUGAUGCAGCAAUCUUUCGUCCUUGGAGGGAACGAACUGCCCCAGUCAGACGAGUACCCAUCCGAGAAUAUGUUCGUUGCGGAUACUGCGUUGAAGAUGACUCUGGGCACUCCGAACGAUACCUACGACGCUCAGAAAGCAUCUCAUCUCCUGAGCCUGGCUGGAGACGAAGCCGUUGGAGCUGUUGUAGAAGAUCUGCUUGAACAUGGUGUACUGUCCAAACUCGUUAGAGACCCGACCAAACACAAGCCCGGCAGGACGUUGAAAAUUUCAGACGGAAAUCUAGGCGCUUUGAACGGACAGUUGGCGCCUGAAUUGUACCAGGACGCAACAACUCUAGAAGAGAUGCUGUCGCAGCAGGACCCAGAGGUGCUAUGGCGAGAUUGGCCCUUGGUGGCAGGCGACGGCGACGUCGCGGCACUAAUCGAAUUGGCCUCAAACAACAAGCUCGAGUUUAGCGUGGACAUAUCUCGUGCUCAGUCGGCACGGCCGACCAUAGACUGGAACAGCAAGAAAGCCAGCGACGACGACAUUGAGACCGCCAUUAGCGUCCGCAUCAAAGAGCCCAUCGGAGCAGCGCGAGUCUCUCCACCAGAAGAGGACGCCAUCACACACGAAACCGAAGCUACUCCACCUUCAAUGCACUCGGAAAGCGAAGGCCAUGGAACAACAGCCGACGGAGAGCGCGCUUGCUGUGCGAUAUGGUCCACUGGUCUCGCCAACUGCGUCGCAUGCCUCUCAGUCGUUACGCAGACUCUUCUCGAUGGUUCGGGUCUUCAGGAUGCUCAACGCUUGAGGUCGUUGUUGGAUGUCCUAGAAAUCGCUGGGUCAGAGGGCUUAACAAAGGAUAACCUGGAGAAACUCAUGGACCAAGAUGACAGGACGAUGCUAUCCGCUCAUAUUGGUCGCCUGACUGGCUCUGUAGUACCGCUAGCCUUUUGGUCUGGGUAUAGAGAGGUGGUUCUGGUUUCUUCUCGGUAUUGGAACGCAUGGUCAGUCGUCACCAGUGAAGAGGAGACUAAAUGCGCGCGGGUGCUUCCUAGGCGAUGGCUGGACAUCUCCGGUCAUGUCAUUUCAGAGGUCUGGAACGCUGCGCGAAAGGCCAUCAUGGCCAUCGUCAUCUUCCAUCCUGGGAUUUCUCAGGCUGAAAUUCGCUGGAGAUUGCGGUCGGUGUACGACCGACAAGAAGUCAAUGACACCCUGCAGCAACUGAUGGAAGAAGGGUUUACCAGAAGAGAUGCUCGCACGUCUAGUAUAUUGGCAGAUGAAGGGAUGCCCUCGAAUAUGGAAGAGAAGUCGAUUUUCUGGUCGACAAGCGGCCAGAAGAUCUGGUAUCAAGUGUAGUCCCAGGGACAAUGAACGGCACCUGGCAAGCUUAAAUCAUGUACCAUAGUAACGAUUGCAAUCUUGGUGGAGCUAUUUUUUCUCCCCUUUUUCUUUCCCUUCUCC